Molecule: messenger RNA, 4549 nt
Organism: Prinia subflava (tawny-flanked prinia)
Lineage: Eukaryota; Metazoa; Chordata; Aves; Passeriformes; Cisticolidae
Gene: MTMR12
Product: myotubularin related protein 12
Exons: 17
Coding region: 29-2386 (785 amino acids)
Biological process (GO): phosphatidylinositol dephosphorylation
Cellular component (GO): cytoplasm; membrane
Molecular function (GO): phosphatidylinositol-3-phosphate phosphatase activity
Source: RefSeq, a predicted model, not a curated record
CGGGGCCGGGCCGUGGCAGGGGGCGGGCAUGGGCGGCGCCGGCUCCGUGAUGCGGCUCGGCGUCGCCGCGCUGCCGCGGGAUCGCUCCUUCCGCUGCCUCCCCGCUCGGGACGAGCGCUGGGAAGCGCCGCCGCCGCCGCGGGCCGGGGCCAUGUUGGGCGGCGGGGCCAGGGCGGCCAAGCCGUCCUUCGUGUCGUACAUCAGCCCGGAGCAUCACUUCACGUUCUGCUCGGAAAUACACAUAAAGGAACCCAUAGAAAAGGAAGUAAAUCCUCACUUACUACCAGGUGAACUGCUGCUUUGUGAAGCCAGCACAGUGUACAAGUACAUGCAAGAAGACGGGUCAAAUCGUGGCACUUACGGGAAACUCGUGUGCACAAACUUUAAAAUUUCUUUCCUUGAUGAUGAUUCUGCUUCAGAUGAUAAUGAGCCACAAUUUAAGAAUAAGAUUGUAGGAGAAAAUGACAUAACUCUGCAAUGCGUAGAUCAAAUAUAUGGAGUUUAUGAUGAGAAAAAGAAACUUCUAACAGGACAGCUAAGAAAAUACCCUGAGAAGUUAAUUAUCUACUGUAAAGACCUUAGAGUAUUUAACUUCUGCCUGAGGUACACAAAAGAAGAGGAAGUGAAAAGGAUCGUCAGUGGUAUAGUUCACCAUAGCCAGACUCCUAAGCUGCUUAAACGUUUGUUUCUGUUCUCUUAUGCAUCAGCUGCUCCAAACAACACAGAUGGGAGAAACCAAACUGUGAUGUUUGAGACCCUCGAGGACUGGCGUGAUGAGCUGGAGCGGACCAAAGGAAAUGUGAAAUACAAAGCAGUGACCACCAAUGAAGGCUACAGAGUCUCUGAAAAGCUGCCUUUGUAUUUUGUUGUUCCCAUAUGCAUUUCUGAAGAGAGUAUCUUGAAGUAUGAAGGCAGAGGCAUUCCUAUUUGGUGUUGGUCUUGCCAUAAUGGUGCUGCUCUUCUCAAAAUGUCCACAUUUCCCAAAGAACAGGAUGACAGCACUUCACAAAUGCAAAAGGCCUUCUUGGAUGGAAUCUAUAAGACAAUUAGCAAACCUCCCUAUGAGCUCCUGAAACUCGAUGACUUGUCAAGCAGCCUUCCAUCUCUGCAAGAUAUCCAGACUGCAUAUACAAGAUUUAAACAGCUGUUUUUGAUAGAUAACAGUACAGACUUCUGGGCAACUGAUGUGAAAUGGUUUUCAUUACUGGAGAGCACAAACUGGCUAGAAAUAAUCAGGAGAGUCUUGAAGAAAGCAAUAGAAGUUGCUGAGUGUCUGGAAAUACAGCAUACAAAUGUUCUCCUCAUAGAAGAGAGUGCUACUGAUCUGUGCUGUGUAAUCUCAAGUCUGGUUCAAGUGAUGAUGGAUUCAUACAGCAGAACAAAGUCAGGGUUUCAGAGCCUUAUUCAGAAGGAAUGGGUGGUUGGAGGACAUGGCUUUUUGGAUCGUUGUAACCACUUACACAAAAGUGAGAAAGAGGAGGCUCCUGUUUUUCUGCUCUUGCUGAAUUGUGUUUGGCAGCUGGUACAACAGUAUCCUCCAGCAUUUGAGUUCACAGAAACUUACUUAACUGUCUUGUCAGACAGCCUCUAUGUGCCUAUUUUUAGCACUUUCUUCUUCAACUCUCAACAUCAAAGAGACACUAAUAAGAGUGGAGAAAGCCUCAAGACACAAAGUGGUCCUUUCAGAUUCCUUACUGUGUGGGACUGGGCUGUGCAGUUUGACCCCAAGGCCCAGGCUUUUCUGAACAACCCUCUUUAUGCAGAGAAACCAAAACCAGAUAAAAGUCAACGGAAGACUUCACGGUUCAAACAUCAACGGCAACUUUCUUUGCCACUGACACAGGCAAAGCCUUCCACGAAGAGAGGAUUUUUCAGGGAGGAAACAGAUCAUUUAAUUAAAAACAUUCUGGGCAAAAGAAUUGGCAAGUUCAUAAAUUCUGCAGAUGAACCCCCUAAUAGCGUAAGGGAGUUUUAUGAUAGCUGGCAUAGCAAGCCUGUUGACUACCACGGUCUGCUGUUGCCGCGCAUCGAUGGCCCCGAGAUCAAAGUCUGGGCACAGCGUUACCUACGAUGGAUUCCUGAGGCCCAGCUUCAUGGUGGUGGAACAAUAGCUACAGCUGCCAAGAUUUUGGACUUGAUGGAGGAGGUGCAAAGCUUGCAGGUGAAAAUGGAUGAAGAACACAGUCAUGCUGUUUCUGGAGACAUACAUUCUGUUCCCAUGUUGAGAAAUUCUGCCCGUUUAUCAUCCUUGUUUCCAUUUGCUUUGCUUCAGAGACAGUCUGUCAAACCAGCCUUACCCACUAGCACCUGGAAAGACUUGGAAGAUGAAGAUGACUUGGUCAAGAGGGAUGAUGAAUUUGUUGAUCUAAGUGGGGAUAUGUUAUAACAUGUAUAUAGAUUACAGUAUGAAUUGUAUGUGGCUAAGCACUGAGUUUUAAAUGUUGUGCUGUGUCAUCAUAUAAGGAACUUGAGCAUCUGCAACCUGUUUAAUGGGUUUGUGGGGCUAAAAAUCCUUGAUUGGAAAGAAUUACUUGCUGUAAUUAACUGAGCAUGUUUUGAACUUCCAUUUCACUUUAACAAUAUUUAUUGCAGAAACAUAUUUUUAGCAUAGGUGUAAUAAAAAUGGGAGUCUUGGCUAGAGUGACCAAAUGGCCACUGUUUAAAAAAAAGAAAAACAGCAAAAGAAUACUUUCUACUGUAAAGGUGGAAUGAUAAAUGCAUAUGGCAACUAUCAUGCUAUCUUAACAGAACAUCUCUUUACCCUUCUGCUAAGAGUACUGGGAGUGGAGGACUGUGAUUUGCAGUUCCUCCCCCACAUAAACAGUGAAAGAUACAACUAACUGUGCACUCGCAAAUCAGCUCUUGACAGUUGAGGAAUACACUCGUGGUCACCAGGGGUUUUCUGUCUGCUGUUGGAUCAACAGAAGGGACGUACUUCCCCCUUCCCCAUUGUCACUGUCACUCUGUGUGGUGUCACGGUCACAGGUUGGCUGCUCUGAGCCUGUGCAUGCACUUAGCUCAAGGGCCAGAUGCAAGAGCUUAAUGACACAUUUUGAGUCUUAAUGUAUGGCUGCUGUGCUACAUGCCCUUGCUGCCUUGGAAUAUUAAGUUUGCUCUUAAUUUUAAGGAAUGAGAUUUCAAUUUGCCCUGAGUAUUUUUUCUCCGUUUAAGUGGAGUGAGACUUUCAUUUUAACUUUCCCCCAUUGAUGCCAGUUGCCUUUAAGGCUUUCUGUAGCUUGCACUGAGACUCUCCACAUAGCAGGGAAGACUUUUCCUGUAGUCCUGCAGCAAAGCAGGAUUUGCAGUCUGUUACCACUUGUCAUGAAUUGGUGGUACAGCUUAUGAAUGUGGUGUUUGUAGAACACUUAAUGUCCUGUUGCUGGAUGUUAUAACAGUACCUCAGUGAAAAAAGCCAUAAAGAAAUGCCUGUUGACUUGGAUCUACUGUGUGUAUGUUUAUACAAAUUUUUACUGCAAAUAAUUAUCCUUUGUAAAGCUGAAUAUUAUUUGACUGUUAGAGCUGGUUUGAACCCUUAAAUUCUGUAAUACCCCAAGAAGGGAUUCAAGUCAUAAAAUCGGUUACACUGAGAGGUUAUAUAUUGAAUAUUUUCUCUGUUCUCAUAACAAUUUAGAAAUCCAUGCUGGAAAACUAAGCUGGUGGAUAAACUGUUGCAUAAGCUUGAUCAGCUCAGUGAAACUGGGGAUAUUAAACUUUUGUUACUGACUUAUCACUUCAUACUGAGUUGUAUUAAUGUAUAGCAACAAUUCAUCAGCGGCCCUCUAAAAAUAAAUUCUCAUAACUGGGAAAGGGGAGAGCUUGACGCAGCUAUGCCAAAAUGAAGCUUCCCAGCUCUUAAUUGCCUUAAAGUCUUAGUGCGAGGACAAUACUUGAGUUUGUAGCAUUUUAUUUAAAAAUACACUAGUACUUAUGCUUUCUUCUGUGAUACGUAUGAUCUUUACAGCUACCACUUGCUAGAAUGGGCUGUACAGCACAUUUCCUUCAGACUUAGUUGUAAUUCAUGUGACUCAUGUAUGCAAUAAUACUUUGCAUGUUGAAUGAGCAGUGUAUUAUUACGGUGAAGAAAUACUUGUCAUUCUAAGGUCAUUUGGGUUCAAGGGUGGGGUUUUUUAACGCUGCCAUUAAAGAAAAGAUAUUAAAAUGAUUUUUCUAUACCUUUGAUCUAACUGUUGUAAUAUUUCAGUCAUGAAGAUUACAUAUUUGUAUUAAAGAACAGAUGUUGGACAUCUUAUCUGUACGUAAGUUAUCAGAAAUAUAUAUAGAAGAGAAGCAUAUAUCUGGAAUUGAACAUGGGAACACUUCUAAUGUAGAGUAAAUACUAUUGUUGCUGGUUUUCUGCACUGAAGGAUUGGAAAUAUACUUCAUAUUUUUACUCCAGGCUUCUGUUUAUACCUCCAAGUUUUAACACUGAAUGCAAGUUAGCAGUUUUACAGGUUUUUAUCUUCUUUUUUCCUUCUUUUUGUUAAAUUUUUGUUAAACACUGUUACUUCUAACAGGCUGUUUGAAGAGUGUCAAUAAAAUACACUUUGAA